AUGGAGGCCUCGACCCAUAAUGGUUUGCCCAAACAACCCCUUGGAAAUCUAAUUAUGUUAUUUGUUCACUGGGACUUUCGAUAUCUUCAACAAUCAUUUGGCCCAAAUAUGAAAUCGUCUGAUUGCAGCCCUAACUACCCUGCUGACGACACCUCUUGGAGCCUUGGAGAGCACCUAGCAGAAGCUUUUGCAGUGCAGUCUGCUGCUGCAUUUACUGAUCUUCUCACAGAAGAAACGUCACACAAAUUAACACAACUCAGGAUUGAUUUAGCAUAG
Molecule: messenger RNA, 276 nt
Organism: Dovyalis caffra
Lineage: Eukaryota; Viridiplantae; Streptophyta; Magnoliopsida; Malpighiales; Salicaceae
Source: the annotation of a GenBank genome assembly